CCUGCACCAGCCCGAGGGAGGCCCCGCGGCCCGCCGCUCCCAUCCCGCUCCCGGCCUCGGUGCACUGCCAGGAGCUUUGGGCCUCGGUGGGCCGCCAUGGCGUUGCGCGCGGCGGUGCUCGACCUGGACGGGGUCCUGGCGCUGCCCUCGGUGGCCGGCGCGCUGGACCGCACGGAGGAGAUGGCGCUGCCCAGAGGCUUUCUGAGAGAAGCUUUCCAGAGAGGAGGCCAAGAUGGCUCCAGUGCCCGCCUCAUGAGGGGAGAGAUCACAUUUUCCCAGUGGGUGCCACUUAUGGAAGAAGACUGCAGGAAAUGUUCUGAGGACUCAGGAAUCCGCCUCCCUGAGAAUUUCUCUGUAAGUCAGCUCUUUGGCAAGGCGGUUGCAGCAAGAAAGAUCAACUAUCCCAUGCUUCAGGCUGCUCUUGCGCUCAGAAAGAAGGGCUACACCACCUGCGUCCUCACCAACGACUGGCUGGACGACAGUGCUCAGAGGGGCAGCCUGGCCCAGCUGCUGUGUCAGCUGAGGCCGCACUUUGACUUCCUGAUAGAGUCGUGCAGGAUCGGAAUGACCAAGCCUGAUCCUCAGAUCUACAAGUUUGUGCUGGAAACCAUGAAGGCCAGCCCCAGUGAGGUUGUGUUCUUGGAUGACAUCGGGGCUAAUCUGAAGCCGGCCCGUGACUUGGGGAUGGUCACCAUCCUCGUCCGUGACACAGAUACAGCCCUGGCAGAACUGGAGAGAGUAACUGGGGUGCAGCUUCCCCGCGCCACAGCCCCUCUUCUAAUCCCAUGCAGUCUGAGUGAUGUGAGCCAUGGGUAUGUGCCAAUAAAGCCUGGGGUACGUCUGCAUUUUGGAGCUAGGUCUGGACCUGCUGUGUGUCUCUGCCAUGGAUUUCCUGAGAGCUGGUUCUCUUGGCGGUACCAGAUGCCUGCUCUGGCUCAGGCGGGUUUCCGGGUACUAGCUCUGGACAUGAAAGGCUAUGGAGAGUCUUCAGCUCCUCCUGAAAUAGAAGAAUAUUCCAUGGAAGUGUUAUGCCAGGAAAUGGUAACCUUCCUGGAUAAGUUGGGCAUCCCUCAAGCGGUGUUCAUUGGCCAUGACUGGGGAGGCAUGCUGGUGUGGAACAUGGCUCUCUUCUACCCUGAGAGAGUGAGGGCAGUGGCCAGUUUGAAUACUCCCUUCAUACCGGCAAAUCCCAAUGUAUCCCCAAUGGAGAGAAUCAAAGCCAAUCCUGUUUUUGAUUACCAGCUCUACUUCCAAGAACCAGGAGUGGCUGAGGCUGAACUGGAACAGAACCUGAGUCGGACUUUCAAAAGCUUCUUCAGAGCAAGUGAUGACAUGGCUUUUCUCAGCAUGAGCAAAGUCCGUGAAAUGGGAGGACUGUUGGUGAGGGCCCCGGAAGAGCCCAGCCCCAGCAGCAUCGUCACCGAGGAGGACGUCGGGGUCUAUGUGCAGCAGUUCCAGAAGUCCGGUUUCAGAGGUCCCCUGAACUGGUAUCGAAACAUGGAGCUGAACUGGCAGUGGGGCUGCAAAGCUGUGGGAUGGAAGAUCCAGAUUCCAGCCCUGAUGGUAACCGCGGAGAAGGACCCCGUGCUCGUUCCUGAGAUGUCCAAGCAUAUGGAAGACUGGAUCCCCAACCUGAAAAGGGGACACAUUAAGGAGUGUGGACACUGGACACAGAUGGAGAAGCCCACCGAGUUGAAUCAGAUCCUCACUGAGUGGCUGGACACUGAUGCCAGGGACCCACCGGUGGUCUCGAAGCUUUAGGCUGUGGCUCAUGCCGGCCCCCAGCAGGUCUUCAGGCCCUUCUUCUGUUGGGUGCUGCCCUUGGAACCCAGGCAAGGCCUUGCCCAGAGCUCUUACAACCAGCAGCAUCGUCCCAAAGGGCUUUACUCCAGAGUGGUUUUCUUUAAGUGAAGGGAGUCAAAUCUCACAUAACUACAGAUACAGGAAAAGUCCCAUAUGAUUCAUUCUCUAGGUAUAAAGGUGUUACUUUAUCUCUGAGAGUGGUUUAUGUUCUCUAGGGGACAGCAUAAGACAGCCAGGGGCUGAUUUCUCUUUGACUAACCCAGUUCGCAGUUUGGCAGCAAAAUCGGUUAAUUUUGAGGCACAUCUGCUGACGUUGGAGCUCGUUGGUUUAAUAAAGGUACAGCCACAGUG
Lutra lutra (Eurasian river otter) is the source of this 2154-nucleotide messenger RNA. RefSeq names its product epoxide hydrolase 2 (gene EPHX2). Gene Ontology annotation, biological process: phospholipid dephosphorylation; cholesterol homeostasis. Gene Ontology annotation, cellular component: peroxisome. The record is from RefSeq and is a predicted model, not a curated record. Gene Ontology annotation, molecular function: lipid phosphatase activity; magnesium ion binding. Lineage: Eukaryota; Metazoa; Chordata; Mammalia; Carnivora; Mustelidae.